This is a messenger RNA of Motacilla alba alba, 5845 nucleotides long. It is a transcript of the gene PDYN, whose product is annotated as prodynorphin. The transcript has 3 exons. Gene Ontology annotation, molecular function: opioid receptor binding. Gene Ontology annotation, biological process: sensory perception; chemical synaptic transmission; neuropeptide signaling pathway. The record is from RefSeq and is a predicted model, not a curated record. Bases 3967 to 4647 code for a protein of 226 amino acids. Gene Ontology annotation, cellular component: neuronal cell body; plasma membrane; dendrite. Lineage: Eukaryota; Metazoa; Chordata; Aves; Passeriformes; Motacillidae.
UGUUCGGUGACCUGGCGCUGUGCAGCCGCACCGGGAAGGGGGGAUUGAAGCUCGGGGCCGGUUUCACAGCUCCGGCAGCAUUUGGGGGCCCUUCCCGGCCACCGCGCUCACCCCGACGGUUCGACCCCACUGCCGGGGAUCACCGGGCAGUUUCCAACUGGAAGUUCCCCGGGAAAGUGGCUGCGAUUUCGAGAGGAUGCCUGCGAGCCGGGACCGAGGGUUUUGGGGGCAGCCCAGGCUGGCGCGGCACCCAGCGGGUGUCCGUGUGGUGGAACAGGCACUGGCCACCGAGAGCGGGACGCGGCGACCGCCCUACGCCGGGACCCCGAGGGGCGGCGAGGGCCGGGGGAGACCGCGGGGCUGCAGCGUGUCCCCCCGCGAUGGCCGUGUCCCCGCGGGGUUGAGUCUUGGCUGGUUUGGUGGCGUUUCUCCUGCGAGCAGGAGUGGUGAACCACAGAGGUCCUUGUCCCACGCACCGUCCCAAAAUUGCUUUUCGCUCCCCGGGCCGCGGGCAUCCCCAGGAUCCGCUCACUCCGGGCUGCCCGGAGGUCUCAUCCUAUCCCGGCGCUGCUGGCAGCCCCCGGGCUCGGGGCUUUGCACGCCGCCGUCCCGCUCCUCGUGGGUUCGGGGAGGGAAUGAGGAUCCAACCCAAAUGUGCUUUUCCAGCCGCCUCUCCCGCGUUCUCCUGCCCCCCGCGCGGUGCCGUUGGCAGCGGCCGGUCAAAGACAGCGUCUGCAGAGCCGGUUCACGGGGGAGCUCUCAAAAUCCCCAGGUUUCUUGACCCGCUGCUGAGCCAUGUGGCGCCACGCAGCCCCGGCACUCCCGGCUGCGUCCCGCUGCUCCCCCCGGGGAAGGAACGAUGACCCCCGGAGCCACCGGCGACUCUAAUGCGGGGCUGCCCCGCGGUGUCACGGCUCCGGCUGCAGCUCCUGCAAGUGCUUUGACCUCAAUUUGUUUUUAAACGGAGCCACUCCGCCUCCCGGGGAGGCCGCGGGGGUCGUGCCGCAGCCCCGUGCCCCCGGUGCCGCUCGGCAGCCCGGAGCGCCGGUGGCAGCGGCGUGACUCGCCGUGUUUACGAGAGCGCCGCUUCUCGUGCCUCCGUGGAGUGGCACUUGUGCCUGCUGCCCACGCAGGGAGGUCACCGUGUGCCCGCCUGGGCAGCGCUGACCGUCCCCUGCUCCGGUGCUCCCUUUGCCCGCUCCGGUGCGGUCCCGCUGGAUCGGAGCUCCCGCGGGCGGUGUGGAGCGGAGCCCCGGGCAUCGCCCACCCCGCAAUCCUCCCCGUGUCCCGCAAAAUGCAUCUGAACACCUCCCUCUCCUGCUUACGGCAAGGCCAGGCAGGAGUGCAAACGUUCUGAGAGUUUCUGGGAAAGCCCUGUCCCUGCAUGGGAUGAAGCUGACCGUGCUGCAGAAGCUCCCGCCGGCAGCUCUGGGUCGCGGUCCCUGUGCUUGGGGACAGCCCCGCCGGCUGGCAGAGCUUGUACCAGCCGCAGGGGCGAUUUACCCCACCCCGCGUGGGGAGCCCUGUCUGGUCCGGGGCAGAGUCCCUCGGGGGGGCUCAGGGGCAGAGUGGCAGCGCCGUGUGACGCGAGAUGACAUUAACUCCCACCUGCUUCCGCGGGUGCCUGGCACGCCCGGCCCCCUCCUCGCCGAACGCGCCUUUCACUCAUGUAGUUAGGAAAAGUUAACUUUUCUAUUACCGCGCAUUUCACUUACCCAGGCACUUAAUUACCAUUGUCCCAGGGAAAUGUCAGUGUGACUCACAGACGCUUUCCCAUUAGGAAGAGACAGAUGAAUAUUAAGUUGAGUUGCUGGUGGGUGGGCUGGCUUCCAACUCCGCUCCCGGGGGACCCUGUCACCCUCCACGCCCUGGACCCUUGGAGGACCCUCUUACUCAGCUCAGUAGGUCUGUGGCACUUUGCUCUGGGGACAGGAGUAAUUCGACCUCCCACCCGGAGCAAAGGGAAGGAGCCUUAUUCCAAACGACUUUUCCCUCUGCGUCCUUGGGAUUUGUUCAAUCCCUAUCACAUGUCCCUCGUGUGCAAUUACCCUGUGCGGGGAGGUGACUGCCCCCCAGGCCGCUGGGUGCAUAUAUGCAUAUACACAUAUUCAUAUCAAAAUAAUGGCUUUGGUGUAGAAAUGCUCCACCCCGCCGUGUCUGUGGUGCCCGCACGGCCAUCAGUCCCAGCACCGAGGGUUAAACUGCCCGAGGGCUGCCCACAGCCCCUCGCCCAGGGUGUUGCGGUCGUUUGCAGAUGCGUUCUGUUCUUCUCAGCUUUGUUCUGUGCCUGCCCAGCCCAGCACACCCCGACACAGCGAGGCGGGGCCGCGGCCGCCCUCUGCCCCUGCGGGGCCUGAGCUCCAUCCCCCCUCACUGCAGCCCAGGGACGGAGGGGUGGGUUCCUCCAUUGACCCUGAGGAGGAUGAAGGGCUCUGCCCUCGCCCCCCACCCCCUGUGCUGCUCCCUUGGUCCCUCCGUGUUGGCGCAGCCCCAGCCUGGAUGGGUUAAAAUCCACCUCCAGACAAAAGCCGUGGGUCCCGCCUGCUUUUCAAGGAGCAGGGGGAUGCUGAUGGUCCUGAUCACCAGCCCCGACAGAGGACCACGGGCACAGGCUGCCGUGGCUGCUGGGUGCCCAGCAGAGGGUCCCAGUCCUGUCGAUGGCCCCCACUUCCCUCACCAGUGCUGGGAGGGCUGAGCAAGGGGGCACCAGGUCCAGCAGCUGGUGUUCGAGCUGGGAGAACAGCAGGUUGCUGGGAAACAUCCCUCUUGAGCUCCGAUAAAAAUAGCUCCAUCUUCAAGGCAAGAGGACUGGCUGCACUGCCGGCGACGCAGGGGAUGUGUCUGCACCCACCGGGGUGUGGGGCCGCUGCAGGAUGUCCUGUGGGGUCUGUGCCUCGGACCCCCAUCCCACACGGCUGUUGUGACAUGGUGCAGUGGGACAGAGAUGCAGGGGCUCAGGGAUUGCCUGUCAUUGCCCCAGUGCUGUUCUCCUUUAUCCCCAAAUCAGACUUGGAAAUGUGUGAGAACAGGAAUCAGGGCUGAGUGAGGAAAGUGGGGGUGUCUUUUUCCCCCCACUCAUCUGCCCCUGCCUCUUUGGCUCGUCUCAGUGUUUGCCCUCAUGAGGAGGGGCUUCAGGGAGAUGUGGAGCUGGGCUUUGAGCUCUGGCAUCGCAGAGGUUGGGGGGUUUCUAUGCAAAGGCUUUUUCACCUGACAGCAGCUAGGCUGGGUGGGUUGGGACAUCCCUUUCCCAGGGCAUGAAGACCCUCUCUCCCUUUCCGGCAGCUCUGGAUGGGCGCACUUCUCUCCCCAGCAUCCCACGAGGAUGGUGCCUCUCCCCAGCCUGGGGAGCAGGGUGAGAGGAGGUCAGGGAUUCAUCUUUCCCCCUCCACCCUUCUUGGACACGAUUUGAAUUCGUUGUCCAGGGGUUUCACUCCCCAGCAGCCAAACCCCUCUGGGACGCAGCUGUGUGGGAAGACGGACAGACCCCAUCCCAGUCCUCUGCCACCUUCCUUGUCUGGGGCACGCGUUUCGGCCCCGAGGACCGAGGCCGGGCACGUCGGAUGCCUCCGAGUGGCGGGACGUGCACCCCGAUUCCCGGGGCGGCCGGGGGCUGCGGGGAGGCCUCGGCGGUGCGGGCGAGCCUGCUCGGGAGGUGGCGGGGAUGCUGCGGGGCUGAUUAUUCACAGCUUCCCUCGCCCCGAUUGGCUCUGCCGCCGCGCACAGCCGGGCCCCGCCGCAGGAGGAGACUCCGUGGCCAUAAAAGCGGGGUGAGAGGCAGCCGGCGGCGAGUCCGGUGGGCAACCCGGGCAGCACCGUGGGGCCACCUGCCAGUGUGGCCUUGCCACCGAUGACUGGCGCAGCCUGACGCCCGCGGAGGGACGCCCAUCAGCCACGACCCGUCCUGACUUGGCGAAGCGGGCGCUCGGCGGGACAGGGAGCGGCGGCAGGCAGCAUCUGCAGGGCGAGAUGGCACGGCGGGCACUGGCACUGGCACUCUGCCUGUCCCUGUCUGCGGUGGCAUCUGCUGACUGUGUCACCCAGUGCUCCCUCUGCGCAGCCCAGACCCGCGGUGCCGAGAGCAGCGUCCAGCCCCUGAUGUGCCUCUGGGAAUGCCAGGGCUCCUUGUCACCCGGCCCCGAGUGGGAGAUGUGCAGGAAGGCGCUGGCGCUCCUGGCCCCGCUGGUGGCCCUGGCCGAGGGGACAGACCCGUCCCCACGGGAGGCAGAGGAGGAUGAGGCACAGCCGGAGCAGGGUCUGGGCCCCGCAGAGCUGCUGCCGGCACCGGCCAAGCGCUACGGGGGCUUCAUGAAGAUGAUGUCCAAGGCCAAGCUGCUGUCCCUGCUCCGCGAGAACGCUCACGGCAAGAGCGGCCUCAGCAAGAAGUCCGGGGGCUUCAGCCGCAAGCCGGGCGAGCGAGCGGCCCCCGAGGACUACCCGGGGCCGGCAGGGGACGGGGACGAAGAGCCCACGGAGGCCGGGGGGCCGGAGCUGCACAAGCGCUACGGGGGCUUCCUGCGCCGCAUCCGCCCCAAGCUCAAGUGGGACAAUCAGAAGCGCUACGGGGGCUUCCUGCGGAGGCAGUUCAAGGUGACCACGCGGUCGGACGAGGACCCCAGCGCCUACUCAGGGGAGGUGUCAGACCUAUAGAGCCAGGCGUGGGAUGGCAGCACCACGGUCCCCACACUGCCACCCCGACUGUGCCAUCGCCCCCAGCCCUGUGCCCUGCCCGGUGUGGCUGGUGUCACCCUUGCCUCAUUCCCUCAGGGGACCGUGAGUUCCAUCCCAUGUCCCUCUCUGGUUCACCUGCCCAUCCUGUGCACGGAGGGGACAGUGCCACUCCUCCGGCUGCUGGCGGUGUGGCUGUGGCCCAGCCCAGGGGUCCCAGGGGCAGAUUGCUGGGGACACAGAUCCUCCAUCCUCCCGUGGCUGCCAGAGCACAGCAGGCUCUGCAAACCACCAGAGCUGAGGUACAGGGCGGGGGGCUCCGAGCACUGGGAAGGAUGAACCAGGGCAGGAUCGGGGAGGUGGCUGCCGUGGCCACGGGCAGAGGUGGCUGGUGGAACCACAGCACCAUCACCAGGUGCUCGAGCAGUGCUGAGCCCAGCUCCCACUCCCCUCCCCGAGCCUCUCACAGCGCCCCACCAAUCCCAGCACCCACCUGGUGCCCCUGGGCUCCCCCUCCAAGAGCAACUCUAGAGGCAGGGUCUGCCCCAUGCCCCAACACCCAACUCCCCCCCGCAGUCAAUAAAAGGCAGAUGCCAACGAAGCUGAAGCCAUGCUGGGUGCUGAGCGUGCUCUGCAGGGCAGAGCAAGCACCCCAAACUGGGGCACCCAAAUGGGCCAGGGGUGCUGGCUGUGAGACCUGCAGGCAGCACACAGUGGUAUCCUUCCUGUGCCACAGGUGCCAAAAGGAAUGUGGCGCCCCACGCACCUCUGGAGCUGUACCCUGAGGGUGACAGGGCCAUCUCAGCUGAGCAAGUGCAGGGCAGGCAUGCUCAGCCUGCUGCAGGGGUGUGUGUAUGGUGCUGGCAAGGCACCUCCUGGAGCAGCAGGCAGGGGAGACUCCCCUGGGAAUCACAGCUGCUGCCCAGCUGGGAAGGGGCAGUUGUGCUGAGGGCAGGGGGCAAACUGUCCCUUUUCUGCUCAGUGACCCCUCCAGCAGCAGCUCAGCGCUCUGGAAGCCCAACCUGGUCAGCAACUUCCCUUUUGAGUGUCUGUGUAGCCCCACAUGGCAGUUCCUGGCUCUGGUGAGACACAGUUCAUGCCCCAGACACAGCCCAGGCACCAGCUCCAGGUUGGGAAAGUGGGGAGGUCACUGCAGAGCACUGGAACACUCAGCUCACUC